Protopolystoma xenopodis is the source of this 858-nucleotide messenger RNA. The record is from the annotation of a GenBank genome assembly. Lineage: Eukaryota; Metazoa; Platyhelminthes; Monogenea; Polystomatidea; Polystomatidae.
UUUGCCAGUCAAUUCUCCCUGAAGCCUGACCAAGUGCAGAAGCUGCUUAAAGUUGGUGCUAACCAUGGAGAUGCUCGGCUUCUUGCUCGCCAACUGCAGUCACACUUCUGUUCUGGUGCAGUCCCUUCCUCCGACCACAGCUUCAUCUCGGCUGGAGUCCGUGACUCUGAGUCUCAAGUUAGAGACGCCGGAGAUUUCGCCUCUACUGUUACCGUUUGUGAUACUUCCGACUGUAGUUCUGAUGCCUUGGCUCGUCUCUUCAGCCCAGCUACCGCUCGCUUCCUCCUCUCUCGACCUGCUGAUUGGGCUUCUUGUCUGCGUUUAGCAAGAGAUAAGUUCGAAACCUACUUCCGACAUAAGGCACUCCGACUGCUCGAAGCCUUCCCUUCGGACGCCAAGUUGGCCGAUGGUAGCCCCUUCUGGCAGCUUCCGAAGCGCAGGCCCACUCCUAUUGUUUUUGAUCAUGCCCAACCUGAUCAUGUUGGCUUUGUGAUCUCAUUUGCCCGCCUUCUAUCAGACCAGCUUGGUAUUCGGCCUCCAAAGCCACCACACCAAUUGCAGAAGGAAGAUGUUCUUGAGGUACUACGCACUCAUACACCGCCCGCAUAUCGGCCGACCCCGGGCCGGAAGUUUGUCACUGACGAAUCGCUGCCUCGGCACACUCAACUGGAAGGGGCAACAACAUCUUCACAGACAGAGGUGGCCGCUGCUAAUCCUGUAUGUGAUUUGGAUGGGCUUCGCAAGAUGGUCGAGACAUUUGCACUUAAUGUCGAGGAUCCUGUCAAAAAACAAACUCCUGGUGAUCCGACGCGGUAUCGGUUUCAGUUUGGUGUGAACUUCGUCGUCUUGGGCACUUAA